AGAGCAGAUUGGGGGCGGGGAGAAGGGAGGUACAAUCCACGUUCAGUCGAAACCAUUUUUCUCCCUUCUGAGAAUCCAGGAGGAGCUGGAGGCCUGGCUGUUGUAGUCACGGUGAGUUAGUGUUACAGUCUGUCUGCCAGUUUUUUUUUAGCGGCGUUUCUGGUUGGGGUGCGACCGCAGGGAGGACAGGGGCUCUAUCGCGCUGGGUCCGCUCUGUGCUUUUUACCGUGGAAGGUUCAUUCCCAGAGCCCAGACUCCACACCGAGCCCCCAGCACCACGGCAGCCACAUUGAAGGUUGGAUCCCGAGCAGUGCAAAAUAUGCUGUGGGCAAGAAAACAACUAACUGAAGAGAAAGUGAACCCGCAGUCUCCUGCCAAAUCUAAUCACAUCAUUAGUCAAUAAGCUAUUGCCUUCAUUAACCUUUGAUCAUUGUACUAUGGCUUGUAAAUUUGGAACUUACAGUUUUCCACAAAGAUUGAAGCUGCUGCUAAUUAUUGUUAGUCUUGGCUCUAUUCUUACUUGGAUAGUAACUCACAAUAUCCAGGACCUCGUGUGGGAAGUAAAUCCACAACCCUUGGGACAAAAAGUGCAACGAUGGACUGGAGUUCAAAUCGUAUCAACAGGUCCACAAAAACCACAGCCAGUGACCCCAACUCCAACAAGUCUUCCACUGUGUGCUUUUCUAUCACCUUACCUACGUGGUGCAACAGGAUUAAAAUUUGAUGCACAAUUAACCUUUGAAGAAGUUCAGAAAAGAAACCCAAAAGUGAAAGAAGGGAGGUGCAAACCGCAAGAAUGUCAUGCUCUUCAGCGUGUUGCUAUACUGAUUCCGUACAGGAACCGGGAAAGACAUCUCCUUUACUUACUUGAGCAUUUACAUCCAUUUCUACAGAGGCAGCUUCUGGAUUAUGGGAUAUAUAUUAUUAAUCAGGCUGGUAAUGGAGUGUUUAACCGAGCAAAGCUGUUGAAUGUGGGCUUCUUGGAAGCACUGAAGGAAUACCCAUGGGAUUGUUUCAUUUUCCAUGAUGUUGAUCUUGUACCAGAAAAUGACUUCAAUCUGUACCAUUGUGAUCAUGAACCAAAACACCUUGUUGUAGGCCGGAAUUCUACUGGAUACAGGUUGCGCUACAAAAUGUACUUUGGUGGAGCGACCGCAAUGACCAAGCAGCAAUUCACUCGAGUCAAUGGAUUUUCCAAUCGUUAUUGGGGAUGGGGUGGUGAGGAUGAUGACCUUCGCAUAAGAGUUCAACUGCAGAAAAUGAGGAUUGUCCGCCCCUCUCUUGAAGUUGCCCGAUACACAAUGACUUUCCACACAAGGGACCAUGGAAAUGAAAUCAACCCGGAGAGGAUGGCACUACUAAAGAAAGUUCCACAAGUUUGGAGUAAAGAUGGUUUGAAUUCCUGCUCCUACAAGGUGCUAACAAUACAACAUAAACCCUUGUACAUUAACAUUACUGUGGACAUUGGUGAUCCUCGCCACAAUCCUGAAGUUGCUGUCUAAAUGCAGCAUCCCAGCUUUCACAAGUGACUUACAAAUGAUCGGCAGCUGUUGUACAGGUUCUCCUUUUUGGGCUGGAUGAAUAAAUUUAAGGUUGCAUUGCUUUGUCACUGUAUAAAUAUGUGACAUUUUGUGUGUUGCCUGGAUAUAAAGGGAAAUGAAACACAGACAA
Molecule: messenger RNA, 1671 nt
Organism: Hemiscyllium ocellatum (epaulette shark)
Lineage: Eukaryota; Metazoa; Chordata; Chondrichthyes; Orectolobiformes; Hemiscylliidae
Gene: b4galt4
Product: UDP-Gal:betaGlcNAc beta 1,4- galactosyltransferase, polypeptide 4
Exons: 7
Coding region: 438-1502 (354 amino acids)
Biological process (GO): carbohydrate metabolic process
Molecular function (GO): glycosyltransferase activity
Source: RefSeq, a predicted model, not a curated record